Molecule: messenger RNA, 323 nt
Organism: Staurois parvus
Lineage: Eukaryota; Metazoa; Chordata; Amphibia; Anura; Ranidae
Source: the annotation of a GenBank genome assembly
GGGCACAGGUGGGUGGCACUGGUGGGCACAGGUGGGCACAGAGUGGCACAGGUGGAUGCACUGCUGGGCACAGGUGGGUGCACUGCUGGGCACAGGUGGGUGAUCUGCUGGGCACAGGUGGGCGGAGUUAGUGGGCGCACUGCUGGGCACAGGUGGGCGGAACUUGCGGGUGUCACUGCUGGGCACCGAUCAUCAGGGCACUGAUCAUCAGUGCCCUGAUGAUCGGUGCCGAUCUUCGCUCUGGCAACUGCCGGUUCUCGGCAGUACUUUCCUCACGAUCUGACAGCGUGAGGAAAGUGCAGCCGAGAAACCGGCACUUGCAU